CUGUCAAGAUGGCGACCCCCAGGAGCUGUGUUCUAUGGAGCUACUGCGGCCGUGGAUGGUCGCGAUUGAUGCGAACCGGCGGGCCCCAGUGGCUUCAUAGCUCCUUGCCCGCGGGCUCGCUGGGUGUGCGGCUCUUGUCUCAAGAGAAGCAAGCAACGGAAACGCACUUCGGAUUUGAGACUGUGUCGGAGGAGGAGAAGGGGGGCAAAGUCUAUCAGGUGUUUGAAAGUGUGGCCAAGAAGUAUGAUUUGAUGAAUGAUAUGAUGAGUCUGGGCAUCCACCGUGUCUGGAAAGAUAUGCUUCUGUGGAAGAUGAACCCGUUCCCUGGGACUCAACUGCUGGAUGUUGCUGGAGGCACAGGUGACAUUGCAUUCCGGUUCCUUAAUUAUGUUCAGGCACAGCAUCAGAGAAAGCAGAAAAGGCAGUUAAAGGCUCAACAGAAUUUAUCCUGGGAGGAAAUUGCCAAAAGGUAUCAGAAUGAAGAGGAUCCCUUGGGUGGUUCCCGUGUAAUGAUCUGUGACAUCAACAGGGAGAUGUUAAAGGUGGGACGGAAGAAAGCCUCUGACCAAGGAUACAAGGCUGGACUUGCAUGGGUACUGGGAGAUGCUGAAGAACUGCCCUUUGAUGAUCACAAGUUUGAUGUUUACACCAUUGCCUUCGGGAUCCGAAAUGUCACACACAUUGAUCAGGCACUCCAAGAAGCUCAUCGGGUCCUGAAGCCAGGAGGACGAUUUCUGUGUCUGGAGUUUAGCCAAGUAAAUAAUCCGCUCAUCUCCAGGCUUUAUGAUCUAUAUAGCUUCCAGGUCAUUCCUGUCCUAGGAGAGGUCAUUGCAGGAGACUGGAAAUCCUAUCAAUAUCUUGUAGAGAGUAUCCGGAAGUUCCCAUCUCAGGAAGAGUUCAAGGAGAUGAUAGAAGAUGCAGGUUUUCAGAAGGUGACUUAUGAAAGUCUUACUUCAGGCAUUGUGGCUAUUCAUUCAGGCUUCAAACUUUAGCUCCUUUUCCUUUUCUGGAGACGUCCAGUUAUACACUGUUGAGAGCCUGGAACCGAAGGAUAACCUAGCUGAUGAGACAGCUGCUGAGCAUCUCCUAUUGAAGAUACGAAUCAUGGACUCGUGUUCUGAAACAAUCAAAAGGAGAAGAAACAAAUUCCUAUAAUUUUUUAUAACUUUCACUAGAAGCUGCUCAGGUCUUUUCUCAGAGGCAUUUGGUCUUUUUGUUGUUGCUGUUUUGUUUUUCUUUACCUCCUAACUUCUUUUGGCUAGCACAGUGGGGUUCAGGUACGAACAGCACUAACAGUAUUUUGAAGUACAGUAUAUUUUUGCUAAUGGUGCUGCCUUCCAGAGGUUUGGAAAGGGGUCACUUGAAUCCAGUGAUGACUUACCUGUAUUUGAGUACAACUUUCACCCUGGACUAGGGCGUGAAAGCCAAGGUCUAAGUCAGAAGGCUAACAACACUAGAAUUGUGGGCCGAGGUGUAGCUCAGUAGUAGAACAUGUGGUUAGAACACACACACACACACAAACACACACACCCACCCACCCUGAAAGUAUGUGCUGAAUCAGUAAAGGAGUUUACGAUUUGGAUGGUA
This is a messenger RNA of Chinchilla lanigera (long-tailed chinchilla), 1587 nucleotides long. RefSeq names its product coenzyme Q5, methyltransferase (gene Coq5). Gene Ontology annotation, biological process: ubiquinone biosynthetic process. The record is from RefSeq and is a predicted model, not a curated record. Gene Ontology annotation, molecular function: methyltransferase activity. The coding region runs from base 9 to 992 and encodes 327 amino acids. Lineage: Eukaryota; Metazoa; Chordata; Mammalia; Rodentia; Chinchillidae. The transcript has 7 exons.